UUUUUUUGAUCUAUCGAACACUGCCAAAUAUAGAAAGAUAAAGCACUCGCUAUAGCUACACUAUAAUUUCCAUUCAAUUUCAAAGCUUUGGAAGUAUUAGCUAUUAUUAUUUAUGGAGACGGAGGUGAUGAACAAGGUGGAACCCGUAACAACGCCAGCCAUUUCUGAUCCACCUAUGGCUUCUGCUGAGGUCCCAAAAGAUGUCGCUCGUGAGAAAGCUGUGGUUCGACCCCAAGAACCCAAACCUGACGAUUCCAAAGCUAUCACCUUAGUAGAGAAGACUUCAGAACCUGUGGUGAAGAAAGAUUCAAAGGGUUCAAUCGAUAGAGAUAUUGCUCUAGCAGAUGUUGAAAAGGAGAAGAGAUUAUCUUUUGUCAAGGCAUGGGAAGAAAGCGAAAAAUCUAAGGCACAGAACAAGGCACAGAAGAAGCUAUCUGCUGUUACUGCAUGGGAAAACAGCAAGAAAGCAUCUAUAGAAGCCGAUCUAAGAAAAAUUGAGGAACAAUUAGAAAAGAAGAAGGCAAACUAUGCAGAGAAAAUGAAGAACAAAGUUGCUUUGAUUCAUAAGCAAGCAGAAGAAAAGAAGGCAAUGAUUGAAGCUAGACGUGGGGAAGAACUUCUCAAGGCAGAGGAGACAUCUGCAAAAUAUCGUGCAACCGGAACCAUUCCAAAGAAGUUCCUCGGUUGCUUUUGAACUGCUUUUGAAAUGCUUUUGUGCCUGUAUUCAACUUCAAAUUUAAUUCCCGGUUUUUCUUUAUAUUUUUCUUGUCUGUUCACUAUGUGUUCAUUUUGUAUGUAAUUGUAAACUGAUGGGAAAAUCAGCAAAGGUAUAAUAGUUUGUGUGCAUAAAACUAGCAUGUUGAUUUGAGGAUGACUCUUUUUCAUCUAUAAUAAGAUUCUUUUACAAAUACUUUUUA
This is a messenger RNA of Quercus robur (English oak), 917 nucleotides long. RefSeq lists its product as uncharacterized. The record is from RefSeq and is a predicted model, not a curated record. Lineage: Eukaryota; Viridiplantae; Streptophyta; Magnoliopsida; Fagales; Fagaceae. The coding region runs from base 113 to 694 and encodes 193 amino acids. The transcript has 5 exons.